This is a messenger RNA of Cylindrotheca closterium, 1476 nucleotides long. The record is from the annotation of a GenBank genome assembly. Lineage: Eukaryota; Bacillariophyta; Bacillariophyceae; Bacillariales; Bacillariaceae.
AUGAAAUUCAAGAUUCCAAAGAGUUCCAGUAAGGACUCCAAGAAGAAGGAAAAGGAAGAAGCAUCUGCUCCUCCGCCUCCUCCAACUCCGAAAGACACAGCCUCCAGAGCUCGGUCAUCUCCGAAGCAAUCUCAACCUGAGACGACUGCCGAUGGUCAACCAGUGGUUAGAGCUCGACAGGCUGGUGCCGAUCGUUCAGCAUUGAAGGAACUUCCUGCCUUGAGAGAUGCUUCUCCCGCCAAGCGGGAAGAGCUCUUCAUUCUCAAGCUAAAGUUGUGCAGCGUUAUUUGCUCCUUUGAUGACCCAACUACUGACAAGCGUGGCAAGGACAUGAAACGUCAAACUCUUUUGGAAUUGGUCGAUAGUGUCAAUACCCCGGCUGGACAAAAGAUCUUCACUGAGUCCGUCAUGUAUGAUUUGAUGCAAAUGGUCUCUGCCAACAUUUGCCGAGCGCUCCCACCUGCUACAGACGACUUUGAUCCUGAAGAAGACGAGCCUGUGCUGGAUGCUGCCUGGCCUCACUUGCAAGUGGCCUAUGAGUUCUUUUUGCGAUUCAUUGUUUCGUCCGAAGUCAAUGCCAAGGCUGCCAAGAAGUAUGUCGACCAAAAAUUCUGCCUGCAGCUUGUAGAGCUUUUUGAUUCCGAGGAUCCAAGAGAGCGAGACUACUUGAAGACCAUUCUUCACAGAAUUUAUGGAAAGUUCAUGUCUCAUCGAUCGUUUAUUCGAAGAGCCAUCUCCAAUGUCUUCUACCGCUUUGUUUACGAAACCGAACGCCACAAUGGUAUCGGCGAACUGCUUGAGAUUUUGGGGUCCAUCAUUAAUGGCUUCGCUAUUCCGUUGAAGAAGGAGCAUUUGCAAUUCUUGGUUCGAGCUCUCAUUCCUCUGCACAAGCCAAAGUGUGUGGCUCUUUACCACCAACAGUUGUCAUAUUGUAUCAUUCAAUACGUUGAAAAAGACGCUGACACUGCGACUCCCAUCUUGAAUGGAUUCUUCAAGUGCUGGCCAUGGUCUUGCUCUGGAAAGCAAGUCAUGUUCCUUAACGAGCUGGAAGAAAUCUUGGAAUUGCUUGGCGCAGAUCAACUAGCUCAAGUUUCCGACAUGCUCUUUGGCAACUUGGCACGAUGCUUGGAUUCCGAUCACUUCCAAGUUGUCGAACGUGCUCUCUUUUUGUGGAAUAACGAACACUUGGUGAACUCUGGAUGCUUGUCCAGGCUCAAUGCUCAAGCCGUCUUGCCUAUCAUUUACGGACCCCUGUACAAGAACUCGUCUGGACACUGGAAUGCUACCGUUGAAGGUCUGGCACAAAAUGUCCUCAAGAUGUACAUGGAAUAUGACCUACCAUUGUACGAUAAAUGUACAUCCAACUACUUUAGAGAAGAAGAGGAGGCCAAGAACCGAUUGGCGGCAAUUGAAACAAGAUGGAAGCAAAUCGAACAAGUUGCUUCCACCGCAGAGCCUGCCAUUUUGGUCAAGUAG